AUGACCGUGAGAGGUAUCCAGGAAAGUUCCCACAAUCCUGGGGUGCAACACAUCUUCCGAGUCUCUUCUCCUGCAUCCUUCUGCCAGAACAUGGCUUCCCUGGCGGGUUCGAGGUCUCCUCAGCCGCAGUUUGUUCCCGCAGCGACCUUGCCGAGCAAUGUAGCGCCGAGGAUUCACCGUGCUGAUGCCGUGACUACCCCUUCUCUUUUGUGGUGGAUUCGAGGGCGCAGUACGACUGGGGUACAGCAUUUUCAUUCUCACCUGAAGACAGUAUCCACCCUCCAUGGCCGUGGAGCCAACACUCAGCAACCGCUCGGCUUCAAGAUUCGCUUCAAUCACGGGCAGUGCCUUCUUCAAAAUGCCCCAGAGUGCAGCUCUUCCACAUUGCGCAUGUCAGUUCCAAAUGUGUGGUCACAGGGGAUGUUAAACGUCACCACUGCUUCUCGCGCGCAUCGAGCGCUCUACAAAUGCAACAAUGGCGCGCGGCAUUUGGGCAACCACAACAUAGCGGCUGAGCUGAUAGGGCUUGCGGAUCGGCGGAUCGGCGGCAGUUCGGACUCUCGAAAUACGGAACGUCCUCCACAUGCUUUUGUUUUUCCUCAUGCUACAGUCUUCGAAAUAUUCCGUGCCACCGAUGAGGUCUGGUUCGCUCUGAAACAGCAGCAGCAGCAAUGUGACAAUAUCACUACCUUUGUUGCGCUACCUGAGCCACACUUACAAGAGGUUCCUUACCCAUUGAACGAGCAGGGACGGCCCUUGACUGUUGAAUACUUGCCUCUCCAUUUUCAAACACGCCAACUCGAUGUAUUUUGCUUCCAUGGCGAUGUCGCUCGCAUUUUCAAAAUUCCAGGGCGGGGUACCUAUAGCGGUCAAUAUGUCGCUUGUUGCGGUCAUACCACAGAGGUUCAAUUCAAUCGGAUCGCUCAUAACUGGAAUGACAAUCUCAUCACAGAGAAGUAUUCUCUCCGAUCUUCCAGCCCAUCUCCUGUACUGGAUGUGUCGGGGCCCCAGGAGAGCAUCCGAGAACACCCAUUUGACACAUAUCGGAUGCACCUUGCUAUGCAACCACCUGUUGAUGAUGUUGAUGGAAUAAUCAAGACCUACGCUCCCUCUCCCUUUGACUAUUGGAUUGCGAAUGCCCUGAAUCCUGAAACUUUCCCGCAAUUUCCGUCAACCUCAAGCCAUGUCAAGCACCGAAAUGACUCCCUUCCCGCAGGUACGCGCUACCACUUACUCAACGUACGGAUGGGUCGACCCAGGAAACGAAAACAUGGUGAAUGGAUCCACGUCCCAGAUUCCGACGGUGAAACUUCGCCACCUCCCUCAAGCGAUUUCAUUCCAGUAACAUAUUUUCAUGGAUUGGCGACUGGACCAGUUGUGUCGUCUUCCCAAACCUUACACAUCCCAUCAUCACCCUCUCAAAUUGACGAUAUAUUGGAUGUCGAAUCGUUUAUGCCAAGUCAGGAAGAUCAGGAUGACGAGCCAAUUCAGAGUCUGUCAUCCCUCUUAGAUGCUUUUGCUGAAAUGCUUGCCAUUGAUCCAGAUUACUUCGAUCAUCUCAAUGAAGUUUCUGUGCUUCCAAGACCCAAAAAGCCUUCGGACAACGCAUUGAAAGUAUGGAUGCAAGACCGUGAUCGCUUUGUAUCGGAGGAUAUAUGUUGGGAGGGGAGAGGUGCCUAUACCUCUGGAUCUUGUGCACACUGCGAGGCUGAAUGGACUGGAGCGUAUUUCACGGAAUGCUCCCUCAAGAAACUCGGCCUCAGAAUUCAGCUGGGACAUAAGGCUGGCGAAUGCUGUUCACAUCCUGAGCCAGCAUUUGGCGAUGACUUCACUGUUACAGAAGUCAAUGGAAUCCACAGUAUUGGGAUCGACUUUUGCAAUUGCGAGACCGCACAACCACAUUUUAUCCAGCUUCUUCGCUAUCGCUGGUUUCCUUCCACAGUGACGAAGCCCAUGUCAGCGGCGACGUUUCGGGUUCUCAAACACUUUCAGCUUCUUUCCUUCGAGUCGAAAGCUUCCGCAUUUGAGUAUUACAGUGCGUUAGCAUGCCAUACAAACAAUACCGGCGCUCCCUCAAAGGAUCGGUAUCGUCAAUUUUUGCGCAUGGUUCGAGAAUAUCGAAAUAUCAAGAUGUUGAAGAGAUUUGGGCGUGGUCACGAUCCCACGGGGACUGAAGGAACCGGCAAUGGGCAGUGUGCAGUUCUCUGUCCAGCGUGUCCUCAGCCAGGUUGGAAUCUUCCGGCUAAUUGGAAGGAAUCUAUGCCCAGCCAACGAUUUCUCUACUGUCUCUUUCUUGCGAUUGAUGCGAACUUCCGUCUGAAGAGGAAACACGUAUCGAGCGAUGAGGCUGACCCCAGUUUGAUGGAUGGUAGUGCAUACUUCGUAAAGGAGACAGAGUACAAGUCAUAUCUCUCCAAAUAUAGUGAUCUUAUUGAACAACCCCCAAGCACAUGUUCAAACCACGAUGCGGUCAACAAGGAGCGAUCGGGGAAAGGGCUUGCUACAACCGGUGCUGGGACUGUUGAUUGCGCGCGACAUGAUAUCAAACGUCCGUCAUCUGUAGGAGAUCUUCAAAAGGGGGAGCGCGUAAAAGACACAGACCUGGUUGAGGUAGUCGUCUCAUACGACAUUGCAUGUCAAUGGAGCUCUGACAUAUGGGGUCGAAUGAUGAAGUACCCCCAUACGAUGCAUGUUGAUCAUGAUGACCAUACAAGAUUUCGAUUCCUUAUUCCGAAAUUCCAUUUACCCGCCCAUAUUAAGGCUUGCCAGGAGAAGUUCUCCUUCAACUUCAACCGUCAUGUAGGAAGAACUGAUGGGGAAGCGCCAGAACGCGGGUGGUCUCACAUCAACCCUGUUGCGAUGAGUACCCGGGAGAUGGGACCUGGUUCUCGAAGGGACACCCUCGAUGAUCAUUUUGGUAACUGGAACUGGAAAAAGACGACUCUAAUGGUUGCAGAGUACUCGGAUCAUCAGAACCGCUACCUCGAAUUCCAUAAUGGACUACCACAGGCCGCGACCGCCCAGUGGAUCAACCAGUUAACAGAGUGGGAAGCUGAUCACUCGAAAUCUAACCCUUUCAUUGCGAAAUUCAAAAGUGUUUCACAAGAUACUGUUCGACGUGCGAUGGCCCAGGAGGAAGCAGAGCAGAUGAUAACUGGUAUGGCAUAUGUAAUGCAUGAGGCGGUCUCCGCAAGUACGCUCAUAAUGAUGGGUUUGGAUAUCGAAGAGCAACAACGACGCCUCCUUUCUGAUUUACGCGCCCUUGGGUUACAUGCGUCUGAUACGCAGAAGACGAAAUUACAAACUCGUUCUAACGUCCUUUACCGCAAAAUCCAAGCCUGGAUCGAUAUCCAAUAUUUAUACAUUCCCCAUCUUCGUGUCAUUCGUGCUUGUGCUUCCUCCCAUCCUGAUGGUCGAGAGGAGCGCCCGGAGGCUAUCAAAUUGUGGCUUCCAUCAGCAAUCGCACAUGACCUCGACAACCUUUGCGAUAUGCGCCUCCUCAACAUUGAGUGGCAGUUGCGCGAAGCACAAGCUCAUGAUGCAUUGGAUGAAUUGAGGGAGUCCCUUCGAGUAUGCUCAUAUCUAUACAUCGACAAGGAUCGCUUCCAGUUUGGCCAGUACAUGAACACGCGCUCACGUACUGUCAUAUCACGUGUUCAGACCAAGGUUAAUGCAUCUGCUGCAAAGUACCGUGUUGCCUGUGCUGCACUCACAUAUUUGGCACCGCCAUUGUCAAAGAUGGGAUGGGUACUCGACUUUCCAAAUCUGAAGGAUGGAGAUGUGCACGGAUUGAAAGAUCCUGAAGAUGAUCACCUUGCACGGCGUAAACCCGGUAAACCAAAGUCAGACAGAUCCGUACCAUCGGAGGGUCAUCGUACCAUCUCAUGGAUUUGGACAAAGUUUGGUACAAGUAUUCAAGACCAAGAGGAUGAGGGUUUACAAGACGGUACAUUCCUCACAAGAUUCUUAAAACUCUCAUCUCACUGGUGUUUAGGUCUACGCAUUGAGUACUGUAAGAGCAAGGCAAGAGCCGACCGGUGGUACGAAGAAAUUCAGCUCCUGCGAGAGGAAAUGCGCCGCGUGCCUCAAUACUUUCAAACACAUGCCAAAGUGUGGGAGGCACGGAUUCGUCAUGUUUCUUGGUCGGACAGAUUUCCACAUGAUAAGGAGCAGCGUGCAGAUUUCGCAAUGGUCGAAGGUCGUGUUGCAUACGCAAUGCAACAGGCAGCUCAAUUUCGGUCCAUGAAGUUACAUGUUGAGCAUCUUUGGCGGUUCGUUGAUGAAUAUGUGAAGAUGAGUACUAGCGAUGUCAUUCCACCUGAACUAGAGGGGGAAGGUGACAUCAGUGAUAAUGAUCUAUAG
Laccaria bicolor S238N-H82 is the source of this 4362-nucleotide messenger RNA. RefSeq lists its product as uncharacterized. Lineage: Eukaryota; Fungi; Basidiomycota; Agaricomycetes; Agaricales; Hydnangiaceae. The transcript is spliced from 21 exons. Bases 1 to 4362 code for a protein of 1453 amino acids. The record is from RefSeq and is a predicted model, not a curated record.